CGAUGGCUUAUUUCGCACAUUGGGGCAGAAAUUCGCAGAACGUCUCGUUGAACGGUUCGGUUUUCGAUUUGUGGAGGUAGUUGUAGGAAGAGAAAGAGUUGUAAAAGCUCACAUCAGCUAAUUUGCAACAAUUACAUAACGAGACCUGGACUAGCGAAAAAUUGUAAAGUCGCAGUAGAAGAAACAUGGCACAAAAAGUCUUGAGAAAUGUGACUCACUGCAUCUUUGAUAUGGAUGGCUUGUUGCUUGACACGGAACGUCUCUAUUCGGAAGCCAUGCAAAAGAUUCUCGAUCCAUAUGGUAAAACAUUCACGUUUGACGUAAAGGAACAGAUAAUGGGUCUGCAGACACGCCAAGUUGCCGAGUUUAUGAUAAAAACGUACGACCUGCCGUUCACAUGGGAACAGUAUUCGGAGAAGCAACGCGAUAAUGCCAAGGCACUGAUGAUGGACGCGCAAAUGAUGCCAGACACGGAAAAGAUAUACGAGGAAAUCACAAGGCAAAUAGCUGCAGCUUUUGGACGGCCCUAUCCGGAGGCUGUGCGUUUUCGAGUGAUGGGCACAACGGAGCAGCGUUCCGCGGAAAUAGCGGUCACCGAAUGCAAACUGCCCUUGAGCGUAGGGGAGUUUCUACAACGCUAUCACAAGCUAUGCGGCGAGCGUUUGCACAAUGUGCCACUGCUGGAAGGUGCUGAGCGCCUGUUACGACAUUUGCACGCAAAUAAUGUUCCUUUCGCCUUGGCCACCAGCUCGGGUGCCGACAUGGUGGAACUAAAGACCACACAUCACCGCGAGUUGUUCGAUUUGUUUAAUCACCGCGUAUGCGGAUCCACCGACAAGGAUGUGAAAAAUGGAAAACCAGCCCCAGAUAUUUUUCUAGUCGCCAAGGAUCGAUUUGAAGACAAGCCUGCCGCUGGAGAUUGCUUGGUUUUCGAGGACUCACCAAAUGGCGUCACGGCUGCCAUUAGUGCUGGCAUGCAGGUUGUUAUGGUGCCGGACCCUCGCCUAUCCAAAGAACGGUGCAAUAAUGCGACACAGGUACUACGGUCGUUGGAAGAUUUCAAGCCCGAGGAAUUUGGCUUGCCGCCGUUUAAAGAUUAAGUUGGAAUUGCAUGACGAGUGUUUGUAAUGCUGUGCAUGUAGCCGCAAGAUGCUGACCAUUGUAAACAAUGUACCUUAUGUUGUAAGCAUAAAGAUGUUUAACGAACAUGAGAAAUGAAAAAUACAAAUUGUGCAGUUAUUUUUUAGCAGUA
Molecule: messenger RNA, 1252 nt
Organism: Scaptodrosophila lebanonensis
Lineage: Eukaryota; Metazoa; Arthropoda; Insecta; Diptera; Drosophilidae
Product: probable pseudouridine-5'-phosphatase
Exons: 5
Coding region: 186-1100 (304 amino acids)
Molecular function (GO): phosphatase activity
Source: RefSeq, a predicted model, not a curated record